This is a messenger RNA of Trypanosoma cruzi, 834 nucleotides long. RefSeq lists its product as uncharacterized. The transcript has a single exon. Gene Ontology annotation, cellular component: cytosol; nucleus. NCBI's taxonomy places the organism in Eukaryota, Euglenozoa, Kinetoplastea, Trypanosomatida, Trypanosomatidae. Gene Ontology annotation, molecular function: proteasome binding; peptidase activator activity. Gene Ontology annotation, biological process: proteasomal ubiquitin-independent protein catabolic process. The annotation marks the transcript as partial. The record is from RefSeq and is a predicted model, not a curated record.
GGACCAUUUUGUCAUGUGCUUGGUUGCAGGCCACUUCCUCCUCUUUUAAACGCGCGUGUGAAGAGCGUUCUUAAUGUUCUUGUGCGUGCAUUAGACAUUGCCUUGCCGGAGAUGGAUGCUUUAAAUAUCCGGGUGGAGGCUGCACUGCAGCGCAUUGCGUAUGUCCGCUUACCGAGAAACACAAUUCAUGAUAUGUUGCAGAUGCUCUGUGGCGUCCUCAAGGAGGAGCAGCCGUACGGUAAAUCACGUCCGGCCAAAGUUGCUGUUAGCCGCAUGCUGAGUCGUAUUCUUCUUACUAAUCUUCAUCGUAUUGGCAAGUUCGCGACCAUGCAGAAUGUUGCGUCCGCAGCCUUGGCAUCUAUCGGACACGGCGACGGGCGCGUUCGAAGCGAGGGAAGACUACUGUUGGCGGUUCUCACACGGGUGGCAUCUGUGGAGCAGAUUGAGCGCAUAAUUCGUGAUUGCUUUAUGGAGCUGCGCGGUCUGUCGUCAGUGGCUGCGUCAAUGACUGGGGGUCAUCUUCAGUCCCCCCACACACUCCAUGAAAACAUGCGAAAGCGUCGACGUAUCGCACUGCUGCUCGCGUUGUGUUCUAUUUUAUGCGCCACUCCGGGUGUCGUCCCGCCGUACGUGCCCCGCCUUAUGGAGCGUCUAGCGGCGCAUGCGCAUGAUCCAGCGCCGGAGGUGCAACGUGCUGUGAAGCGGACGUUUGAGGAAUGGUGGCGCUCGCACCGCGAGGGGUGGGAGUUGGAACACAAGCCACGCUUCGUUGCCGCCAACAUUCAAAUUGAUGCGAUGCUGCCGCUGCUGACAGCCCCGGCCUAUCUUGUCUGA